AUCACAUGGACUUCGAACAUUUCUAGCUGCCCGUGAGAGAACAACUUUCUUGGUUUUACUCAAUGCAAAGCAGCUAUGCAAGGACUCUGUAAUUUGCAAAUCCACAUCAACGGUGAACAAACAUUCUUUCUGGAUGGGAAGAUUAUCUCAAAAUACUCGGGAAGAUUAAAGAAAAGUAUCAAGCAAGAAAAGAGAAGAGCUGAGAUCAAAAAAUCCGGUAUUGAAAUCGAUGACUUCCCGGGAGGUGCAUACGGGUUUGAGCUGGUUUCUAGAUUCUGUUAUAACAAUGGCGGAAUCUCAAUCACAGUUUCAAAUGUGUCUCUUCUCCACUGUUGUGCAGUCUUUCUUGGCAUGACCGAGAAGAUUUCAACCAAGAAUCUCUUCCAACAAACAGAGAACUUUCUGGAGCGAAUUUUAUACUGGUCAUGGAGUGAUAUACUUGUAUGCUUAAAGAACUGUGAUUCAUGCUUUUCACAUGCAGAUUCAUCUGGUCUUCUGCAAAGGCUCAUACAUGCACUGUUAGCAAAGAUUGCUCAAAAUUUAGAUAUAAACAUCAUAACUUCCUCUUCUUCUUGUUCUUCAUCUUCUCCUGAAACUGCAUCUGGGUUUAGAUUUUCUUACUCCUCCAAAGCCACCCCUGAUUCAGUCAAGCAAUCUUCACCAUGCAAAGCGUGGUGGUUUGAUGAUUUAGCCAAUUUUCCCCCAAAUAUCAUUGAAAGAGUCAUUCAAAGUAUGGGGUUUUAUGGGACUGAUAACAACAGUUUAUUGCUCACAAAAUUUCUUCUCCAUUACCUGAAGACUGCAACUCAAAGAAACGCUAACUACAAUACAUAUUCAAGGUUAGACUAUGGUGGACUUGCAGACACAGUUAUUCAUGGAGUUAUUAUGGUGGGAAAAAUUGCUUUUUCCUGCAGAGGGUUGCUUUGGGUAUUAAGGGUUGUCUCUGGUUUUGGUCUGAAGAAAGAUUACAGAGUUGAGUUGGAGAAAAUGAUUGGGAAUACGCUUGACCAAGCAACAUUAGAUGACUUGCUGAUCUCUGGCAAUGAAAGGGGUGUUUAUGAUGUUAAUCUAGUGUUAAGAUUGAUUAAGGUAUUUGUUAAUAGCGAUGAAAUGUCUCUACGCAGAAUGAAGAAAGUUGGAAGAUUGAUCGAUAAGUAUUUGGGUGAGAUAUCCCCAGAUCAGAACCUUAAGAUCUCUAAGUUUCUUGGAGUAGCAGAGAGUUUGCCAGAUUGUGCCAGGGACAGCUUUGAUGGAGUCUACAGAGCCAUUGAUAUCUAUAUUGAGUCUCACCGCGGCCUUUCAUUUGAGGAACGAUCAAGUUUAUGUAGAUGCCUCAACUAUGAGAAGCUCAGCCUCGAAGUAUGCAAAGAGCUUGCAAAGAAUCCUAAAAUCCCUCCCAGGAUCGCUGUACAAGCGCUUAUAUCUCAAAAAUCCAAAACCCCAACAAAAGAUCAGUUGGUAUAUAUGAAUCCAAGCACAAACAGUUGCAGUUCGCAUCAGAUGGUUUUGAAAAAAGACAUUAACCUACACAUCUUUUCAAAAGAAGAUAAAGAUCAUAUGACACUAAGCCUACAACGGAUGCAACGGAGGGCGGUGGAGUUGGAGAAAACAUGUAUGGUGAUGAAGGGUCAGAUGUCCAAGAUGGUUAGGCAUAAUAGGGAUUUUCCAAGACUCUGUUGAAUGCCUCUUCCUUUCACUCUUACAUGCAUGGUCCUUGAAUAUAUGUGCAUGCAUGAAGAUGUGUUUCAGUUGUAACAAGUUUUGAUUAAUUUACCCUAUGAUCAUUUUGUGAUUUAGAACGUGUAAAGGUCUUUGUAUGGUCCACUUUAUAUGUCAUCAUGUAUCGUUUAAUUGA
This is a messenger RNA of Juglans regia (Persian walnut), 1855 nucleotides long. Its product is annotated as BTB/POZ domain-containing protein At3g19850-like. The transcript has 3 exons. Bases 76 to 1680 code for a protein of 534 amino acids. Lineage: Eukaryota; Viridiplantae; Streptophyta; Magnoliopsida; Fagales; Juglandaceae. The record is from RefSeq and is a predicted model, not a curated record.